This is a messenger RNA of Penicillium argentinense, 990 nucleotides long. RefSeq lists its product as uncharacterized. The record is from RefSeq and is a predicted model, not a curated record. Gene Ontology annotation, cellular component: mitochondrion. The transcript has 2 exons. Bases 1 to 990 code for a protein of 329 amino acids. Lineage: Eukaryota; Fungi; Ascomycota; Eurotiomycetes; Eurotiales; Aspergillaceae.
AUGAAUCGCGAUGCAAUCGCGCAGGACCCGUUAACAAUGGCUACCGUUUCUGAACACCCUGUUGCGCCUGCGUGCGCGCAAAAGCCCGCACCUGCCCCGGUCCCGGCGGGGUCGAUGUCGACGUGGAAUACCAAGGAUCUGAGUUUACGGCUCGGCGUUGAUGUCGCGAGUGCUGCGACUGCUGGCGCGCUGACAUGUCCGCUUAUCACGAUUAUUGACCAAGCAAUCAUCGAAAAGGCCUCAAAAGGCUUCCCAAUCCAAACAACAAUAACCACCUGCCUAAAGUCAAUGCUCGCGAAACCAUCCGCCUUCUUCCUCUCAACCCCCUUCCUCCUCAUCUACACCCUCUACAGCUCAACCUACCUAACCGCCAACGCAAUUGACACCCUCUCCUCCACCCUCCGCAACAAACCCUACGACACCGUCUUCGCCGGCCCACUCAAAUUCAUCUCGACAACAACUGUCAAUAUGGCUAUCUGCGUCUACAAAGACGCGCGAUUCGCAAGGAUCUUUGGCGCCUCGCCUCCUCCUCAGCAGUUGCAGGGCCGACAACCCAUUCCUUCAAAACACCAUACCCUCCGCCGCCCUGCGCCGACCCCAACACCGACAAUUCCAAAAACAAGCUACACUCUCUUCUGCCUCCGCGACAGCGUCACAAUCUUUGCCUCCUUCAACGUCCCCCCGCUGCUGGCCCCCAGCGUGCCCGACUUCAUGGCCUCGACGCCGGCGGCUAAGGCGGCUGUCGCGCAGUUCGCUUGUCCUGCGCUGAUGCAGUUUGCUUCGACGCCGAUGCAUCUGCUUGGUCUGGAUUUGUAUAAUCGUCAGCCGGUUGGCGGGUUGCAUUGGAGUGAGCGCGUUGCACGGAUUCGGAGGGAUUAUGUCCCGUCCUGCUUUGCGCGUAUGGGGAAGAUCGUACCUGCUUAUGGUGUUGGCGGUGUUGCGAAUGUGCGUAUGAGGCAUUGGCUUAUGGAGAAGGUUGAGCGACGUUAG